Molecule: messenger RNA, 1068 nt
Organism: Candidozyma duobushaemuli
Lineage: Eukaryota; Fungi; Ascomycota; Pichiomycetes; Serinales; Metschnikowiaceae
Product: dolichyl-diphosphooligosaccharide--protein glycotransferase
Exons: 1
Coding region: 1-1068 (355 amino acids)
Cellular component (GO): oligosaccharyltransferase complex
Source: RefSeq, a predicted model, not a curated record
AUGAUAGUGCUUUUGCAUAUUCUAUUGGCAUGGGUGGCUUUAGUGGCUGCAGAAACAGAGCAAGCGCUUAAGCUUACGGAGCUUUCUUUGGCCCUGCCUGACGGCAUUAUCGCCAUAACUAAUGGCGACCUCUCUCCUAUAUCACAACCGGAUAGAGAACACUACACCUUAAUAGCAAUUACGUCCACUGAUCCAAAACACAAUUGUGAGUCCUGUCGUGAUCUUAAGGCGAUGCUUCCAGGAGUUUCCAAGGCUUGGUUUGCUGAUUACAUGUGGUCCAACUACCUUUUCUUUGCAACAAUUGACCUUGCAGAUGCAUCCAACAAACCGGUCUUUGAUUAUCUUAAAUUGAAAACAGUGCCACAGGUCUGGCUCGUACCACCUUCAUCGGUUGUUGCUAUGCAUACCAAGAAAGAGCGAGUUGUGGACGACGAUGGUAACACUGUCUAUGGAAACUAUGAGAUUCUCCUUGAACCUCAUGCCAACUUUGAAAUUCCUGAUGCCAGUCUUAAUACACAGACUUUCCAACUUGCAGACUGGCUUGCUCAUACGGUCCAGAAGAAAAUCAUGCUCAGGCAAGAACACCCGUUCAUGAAGUUUGUGACUACAUUUGGUCUCACCUUCGGUGCCAUUCUUUACAUCAAAAAACGCGGACCAGGCUUCAUCACCGGCUCGGUCAGCAAAGCCCUCAUUUACAAGAUUAUAACGCUUACCACGCUUCUUGUCAUUCUUGGUGGCUAUUCUUUCACUGCCAUUCAGGGGAUUCCCUUCUUGGCCAGAGACCCAAAGGGGAACAUAAUGUACGUUAGUGGCAGCUUGUACUGGCAGUUUGGUGACGAAAUCGUUCUCGUGGGUGGUAAUUACUUCUUGCUAGGAGCAGCCCUCGUCUUCUUGAUCUACUUAGGUAGAUACGAAGUAGGCCCCGACACGGUGAUCUCCUCCGAGCCAGCAAGACUCGUGCUUACCAUCAUUGGCACAGGCGUGCUUUAUUUGUUCUACAGCUCUCUCACCAGCAUGUUUUUGAGGAAGGAUCCGGGGUAUCCGUACCACUUGUCCAAGCUUUUUUAG